AUGACGGACAAGCCGAAACGUCCUAUGUCAGCUUACAUGAUUUGGCUAAACAGUGCAAGAGAACAGAUCAAGUCUGAGCAUCCCGGUCUCAAAGUCACCGAAAUAGCCAAAAAGGGAGGUGAAAUAUGGAGGUCAAUGAAAGACAAGAGUGUGUGGGAAGAAAAAGCGGCAAAAGCAAAGGAGCAGUACACUAAAGACCUAGAAUCAUAUAAUGCCAAUGGAGGAGGUGGUGAAGGUGGUGGCAAGAAGCCACAAAAGCGAGGAAAGAAGGGCAAGAAAGCACCUGCACCCAAGGCCAAAAAGAAGAAGGAGGAGUCAGACGAUGAGGAUGGCGCAGAAGAGGAGGAGGAGGAAAGCGAAUGAUCUCCUAAACAUAGGCAUUUCUGUUCAUAUUGAAUAAAUUUACUGGAUUUAAUUUAUUAACAAAGUAAAAUCGGACUGACUUUCCAAAGUCUGUAAUUGCAUAUGUUCUUAAUUUUUAUACGAGUAUUACAGAUUAUUAAUUCAAAGAAAAUGUUUAAUUAACAAUUUGUAUUUAUGAGGAUUUUGGUCGAUAUGAUGAAAUUGUUGAUUAUUUGACAGGUGUUAUUUACUACUUAUGUCUUUUGUCGUAGUAUUUUAUAGUGUUUAGGUUUAAGUGUGCAGAGUUUGGAAAGUUUCACCGCAGGCUAGGGUCUUUAGGGUUACCGAGCCUAAAAAAAAAUAAUGUUUAAGUGUUAGCAUGUAUACACUGGGGAAUUGUACAGUUAGCCCUCCCUCGUUAAGUUCGCUGUGACUCUGGAUGCUCACCUUUAAAAUGUACCUUGAAUGGUUUUAUCAAAACUAUGUCUACUACAAUCCUUUUGCCGUAAAGCUGUGCUUUAAAUUUGGUAUGCCAUAAGUAUAAUUUACGUCAUAGAUUUAUUUUGCCCCACAAAGACAAUAGUUUUGGUCAGACUAUAUCAACAUGUAAAAUUAGAGACAAUUCCAUUUGGAUGUGACGGCUUAUUGUUAAUUAAACCUACCUCUCUCUCAUUGUAAAUUUCAAUGCUUAUAAUGGUACUGUUAGGAAAUUGAUGUAUGUUGUAUUUUUAGUUAUAGGUAGGUUUCAAUGUGAUUAGUCUCUGAAAUUUUACAUUUGUGUUAUUUUAUAAAUGAGUUUUAGCAUUCCUCAUGUCAAUACGGAUUUUACAUGUUCAAUAAAGUAAUUUCAUAUAAGAUUCUAUUUUUCAA
Pararge aegeria (speckled wood butterfly) is the source of this 1212-nucleotide messenger RNA. Its product is annotated as high mobility group protein D-like. Gene Ontology annotation, molecular function: transcription cis-regulatory region binding. The transcript is spliced from 3 exons. The record is from RefSeq and is a predicted model, not a curated record. NCBI's taxonomy places the organism in Eukaryota, Metazoa, Arthropoda, Insecta, Lepidoptera, Nymphalidae. Bases 1 to 363 code for a protein of 120 amino acids.